Molecule: messenger RNA, 695 nt
Organism: Prorocentrum cordatum
Lineage: Eukaryota; Dinophyceae; Prorocentrales; Prorocentraceae
Source: the annotation of a GenBank genome assembly
UCGCCGACAAAGGACAAGCGCGAAGUCACGCCGACACCGCCCUCCAGUGGCGGGUGCGUAUCCAGGGCUGGCUCCGUGAGUUUAUCAGCGCCCACGCGGCAAGCCGUGGUCUCGAAGCCCUCCGAGCUCGUCCGCAUCCACGACCGGGCCCCAGCAGGGGGCGCUCUCGCGCUCGCCUGGAUUUUCUCGCGCAACAAGUUCAUCAUGCCGCAGCCGGCGUGCCUGCGCGAGGCCAUGUCAGACAGCAUAGACAUCAUCGCCAAUAAUUUAGAGCGGAGGGCCGUGGCCAAGAAUUACAGCGCGCUCCGCGACUGGAUCGUCACUAGUCUGAGCAGCAAUGUGGGCAAGUUGCGCCGGUUCGUCAACCCGAGGGCCAGGGUCGAGAAGGAGCUCGCCGUCGACAUCAACAGCCGCGCCUCCUACAACGAGAUGCCGCGGGCCAAGAGAGCGCCAUGGGCAAAGAUAUGGAUAUCGCCGCGCUCCGUCGCCGCGAAAAAGGCCGCGGUCAUCGAGCAGAUUUGCGGCGCGUGCAAGUACCUCCCUCCGAAGGGCAUCGGGGACCUGGCCCGCUUCCUCAACCGCUGCGAACUCGAAGGCGCAUGGCCGUGGCAGAUGCGCGCGGCGCCGAUUGCCUUGUUGCGCACGGGCCCCAACGCGGACCGCUCCGUCGACCUCGCCCCUGAUGCGAUCAGACU